Salvia splendens (bonfire salvia) is the source of this 1247-nucleotide messenger RNA. RefSeq names its product metacaspase-4. Gene Ontology annotation, molecular function: cysteine-type endopeptidase activity. Gene Ontology annotation, cellular component: cytoplasm. Gene Ontology annotation, biological process: proteolysis. The transcript is spliced from 2 exons. The record is from RefSeq and is a predicted model, not a curated record. The coding region runs from base 23 to 1219 and encodes 398 amino acids. Lineage: Eukaryota; Viridiplantae; Streptophyta; Magnoliopsida; Lamiales; Lamiaceae.
CUCAUUUCAUUUGAUCUUAACCAUGGCGAAGAAGGCUGUUUUGAUCGGGUGCAACUAUCCCGGGACCAAGGCGGAGCUGAAAGGAUGCAUCAACGACGUGCGGCGGAUGCACACUUGCCUCAUCAACCGUUACGGCUUCUCCGACGACGACAUCACCGUCCUCAUCGACACCGAAGAUUCCGCCAAGCAGCCCACCGGCCACAACAUCCGCGCCGCCCUCUCCGAUCUCGUUGACUCCGCCCGCCCCGGCGACUUCCUCUUCGUCCACUACAGCGGCCAUGGCACCCGCCUCCCCGCCGAGACCGGCGAGCAGGACGACACCGGCUACGACGAGUGCAUUGUCCCCACCGACAUGAACCUCAUUACCGAUGAUGAUUUCAGAGAUUUGGUCGACAAAGUGCCGAGCGGUUGCCAGAUCACGAUCGUGUCGGAUUCGUGCCACAGCGGAGGGCUGAUUGAUGAAUCAAAGGAGCAGAUCGGAGAGAGUCAUAGGAAGAGUGGGGAUGAUGAUGAUGAAGAUGAGAAGGAAUCUGGAGGUUUCAGAAACUACCUGCGCAGGAAAGUUGGACUUGGCCAAAGCAAAGACAACGAGGAAGAGGAAGAAGUUGAAGGUGUGAAGAACAAAUCUCUGCCGAUCUCAACCCUGAUCGAGUUGCUGAAGCAGAAAACUGGCAAGGAAGAUAUCGAUGUGGGGAAGCUGCGGCCGACGCUCUUCGACGUGUUCGGGGAAGAUGCAAGCCCCAAGGUGAAGAAGUUCAUGAAUUUCAUAUUUGGAAAAAUCAAAGGUGGCAAUGGUGAAGGAGGUGAAGGUGGAGGUGGAGGGUUUUUUGGAAUGAUGGGAGGGCUAGCUCAGCAGUUUCUGCAGCAGAAGCUUGAGAACAACGAGAGCUACGCGCAACCUGCGCUGGCAGCCCCUGUUGGGAGUAAGCAGGAGGCCUAUGCCGGAGCAAGCAAGAAAGGACUGGCUGAUACCAGCAUUCUCAUCAGCGGCUGCCAGACUAAUCAGACAUCGGCCGACGCCACUCCUUCCGGCGACGCCACUAAAUCUUUUGGCGCUCUCAGUAACGCAAUUCAGACGAUUCUUGCUGAAUCGGAUGGUAGAGUGAGUAACCACGAGCUCGUCACGAAGGCGAGGGAUCUUUUGCAGAAACAGGGCUACACUCAGCGUCCCGGAUUAUAUUGCGGUGAUCACCAUGUUGAUGCUCCUUUUGUUUGCUGAUGGAUUGUUCACAGCAUUGUCGUUAGGU